Nylanderia fulva is the source of this 3608-nucleotide messenger RNA. RefSeq lists its product as uncharacterized. Lineage: Eukaryota; Metazoa; Arthropoda; Insecta; Hymenoptera; Formicidae. The record is from RefSeq and is a predicted model, not a curated record. Gene Ontology annotation, cellular component: centrosome. Gene Ontology annotation, molecular function: protein binding.
UAUUAAUGUUUUCCUAUUUAUAUAAAAUUUGCGUUAUUAAUUGUGAAAAGAAACCUAUCGUCUCAUGACGAAUAGUCAUCAAAGUAAAACUACACAAAAAGUAAAAUGAUUUUACACACACAUGAAUGUGUAUCACUGCACAAAUCAAAUCGUUGAGCAGUUUGAAGUUUCAAGCAUUCGUAAACUCGCAUUCGAUACCUUUUUAUAUUAAAAUGGAUGAUAAAUGAAAAGCAAUUUUUAUGAUAUUUGACAUGAAUAUAUAUUAUGCACGUAAUAUAUUUAUAGAAAAAUUAUUUGUAGAAAAAUUAUCAUAAAAACUUGAAAUUCUAUAUAAUGUUACAAGAUUACGAGUUUUUUGUUCGCUUAUGCGAAAAACGUGGGAUUUUCUCAUUUCCUGAAAUCUCAAAUGCGAUCAAAGUUAGCAGUAUCACCGGGGAGUUACAAUUGUCUUGUCUAUCAAUAAUAAUACCAGUUUGCAAGAUUAUAGCACAAACAUUAAUAUCCAGCUCUACAAUCAAAACGCUUGAUAUAAGCGACUGUGUGUUGCUACCCAAGGGUCUUGAUAGUAUCCUCAAGGCAUUCUGCGAAGGUACUGCUGUGACAAUUCUAAAAUUGAAGGGCAAUAAUGUGAAUGGAUCCUCCGUUGCCCAAUUAGGACGGGUCCUUGCAUACAACAACACGCUUAAACAAUUACAUAUCGAAUGGAAUAGUGUAGGAUCGCACAUAGAUUCAUUUGCUGCUUUCUGCGAUGGCUUAACUAGAAAUCACAACAUUGAACAACUUGAUCUCAGGUACAAUCAAAUAUCACCGCAUUGUGCUGAGCAUCUAUGUAAAAUGAUAUAUCGGAACAAGGUUUUAAAAAGUAUUGACUUGUCCUGGAAUACAUUGGGUUUGCAAGGCGGGCGGCUGCUAUUAAAAGCGGUAUGUGAGAACAAGAUUAUGACCAAUCUUUUUCUGCAUGGAAAUUGCAUACCUGAAGACAUUAUACUCGCAAUUGAAAAACAGCUACAAGAAAAUCGUCAUAGAUAUUUCAAAGUUGCUUUAUCUGUCGACGCAAAAUUCACGAAAUUUUGGACAUUAAUGGAAAACGGUUUUACAAUGUCAACAACUACUAGCGAUCUUGAAGCUACUUGUUCGAAGCAAAAGCAUUUAACACCGCGUCGAAAAGAAAAAACCAAGACUGAGAUUCUUCAAGCAUCUACAGAUGUAGAGAUUAACAAUCGAAUUAAUCCUUCAGAAAUAAACUCGGUAAUAAAUACGGAAUUGAAAGGCAACAACGAAAGUUCAAACGCACGUGUAAAUAUUUCCUUAAGGGAUCAAGAUAAUAAUAGGACAACCGAGACAGAUGCCAAGAUUGUCGAUCUCGGUAAAAAGUUACAGGAACGUACCACAGUAAUAGAUCUGCUGACUGGUGAGCUCACGACGAAAAUCGCAGAGAUGGAUGAUAUGCGGACACAGCUAUGCUUGCUACAGACUGAGAUUAAUCAAUUGCAGGAGGAGAAGGAGAAAUUUGAUUCGGAUAAAGCAAGGGAAAUUGCCGAAUUGCAGAAGAGUCUUCAUGAAGCAGAAAAAAACUGGCAGAAGAGUUACAAGGAUUUGAAAAAUGAUUACAAUGAAUGUUCGCAAAAGAAAAAAGAGGCAGAUUCUAAGAUUCGACAAUAUGAAAAAGAAAUUCACAAAAGUCUAUUGGAGAUUGGCUUACGAAGGGACAAACUCGUGUCUACUACACGAGCGUACGAAGAUUUGCUAUCGAAGAAAAAGAUUGAGAUGCAUCGUCUGAAAAGAGAAUUCAAAGAGCGUGAUAAUAAGCACAAAGUUGAACUCAACAUUCUAAAGAAUACGCUAAAAGAGAUCACACAAGCUUUUAAAGUUUGCCAGAUUAAAUUACAUAAAAGCAGAAACGAGUCGCACGAUUUAUACGAAAAACAAGAUCUUCUAAAGAUAAAAUUAAACGACGCGGAACACAAAAUGCUAAGGUAUACAAGAUUAGAAGAAAAUUAUCAGAAAAUAGAAGAGGAGAAGAACACAUUGGAAGAGAAAUUGACCGAUUCUCAAAGAACUGUGUCCCUCUUACAGCGACAAGUAACAAGUUUUCAGAGCGAGUUAAUCGAGCCUCAAAAACAUUACAAAUUGCUCAAGGAUGAACUUGAUCAGGAGAAACGGAUAAGUGAAAAGUUAAAACAAGAACUUUUUGAGGAAAGAGCAAAAUUAAAAGAUCAAAAUCUUCAAAUGGAAAAAAUGAAUCAACAGAUCACUGAACUCAAUAUACGACUGAACAAAGUUCAAAUAAUUCACAGUGAACUGCUUUGUGAUCGCGAUAGAGAAAGAAAACAACUUCAAGACAUUAUUUCUAGCAAGGAACAUAAUCUCACGGAAUUACGAAACGGGGAAAUUGAGAGAGCUGGACAACUCUAUGCAGCUUUUAAUAAAUAUCUGAGUUCGAUAGGCCCAAUUUUGUAAUUGUUCCAAAGCAUCAACAUUAUUAUUUAUUCGUAUAUAAAGGGACGCAUGAUAUAUAUCUAUAUAUAAAUAAUAUAAAUAAGUCGCAACAUAGACACAUGAAUAAUAAAUUGUACAUUAUGGCAGUUUUUGGUUCAAGCAGUAUACCGAUACAUCUGAUAAUUGUAGUUGCAUACCAAUUUGAAAAACGAAAAAGUUUUUGAAUUUAUUCAUAGCAUAGACAUAGUAAAUAUAGUGAUAUCAAUAUUGUGUAUAUCAAACGUGGCAAAAUCAGAAAAAGGAAGAAAGCUUCGGAAAAUUUAGCUUUCUGCUCAAAUGUUAGAUUAGAGAGGAUUAUAUUUGCGCGAUAGAGGAGGAGGAAGUCUAUGUUUAUUUUUUAUUUAUUUGAAUUGAAAAGAAAAAUUGAUAGAUUUCUGAAAUAUUGUAUUCUCUUUCCAAUUUUGACGUACGAAUUUUGCUUAUGAUUAAAAUAGCAUAGACACGUGAAAAAUAAGUUUUAUCAUAACCGUAAAGCCGAAGGUAAUCGCCUUUUUUAUGUACAAUAGGAUAUAGCGCAGUUUAUAUUUACUAUGUUUAUGAAAAUUAGAUAAAAUUUUGAUUUUAAAAUGGAAAGAAGGACGUCCGUACGCGUAAAAAUUCUUGAAAUCUAUUAGCUAUAUUAAAUAAUAUGUACAUUAAUUUAUUUGCAUUUUAGCUAUGUAAUUAUCUUAUUAACCUAGUAACAACUACAUAUAGAUUUCGUAAUUUUAUUGUUUGUCUAUUGUAUUCACAAUCUGACUGUGCCUAUAACUUUAACAUAUACACGUUCACGUACACGCGCGCAAUUUUUAUAUCGCCUCGUAAUUAAGUAUUAUAAACAUUACACUUUUUCGCAAAGUUGUUUGUGUAUUUCUAAUAUAGAAACACAUUUGGCUCAAAAUAAUUGUCUAAAAGAUAUAUAUAUACACACAUAUUAAAAGGUGCAAUAAUUCUCAUAUAAUGCAUGUGUAUAUAUUACUCUAUAUUAAUUUAUAUUUGCAAGUGGCACAUUCAAAUGUUUUUCUGUUCUUUUUUAAAUUUAUUUUUAUAUCUAUUAUAACUCACAUUAUUUCUAAUUAUGUUAAGAGAGUGUAUAAUUCUUGAAAAAUAUAUCUAUCUUAUAUAUAAAA